Aedes albopictus (Asian tiger mosquito) is the source of this 783-nucleotide messenger RNA. RefSeq lists its product as uncharacterized. The coding region runs from base 161 to 718 and encodes 185 amino acids. Lineage: Eukaryota; Metazoa; Arthropoda; Insecta; Diptera; Culicidae. The record is from RefSeq and is a predicted model, not a curated record. The transcript has 2 exons.
UUUUGCAAAAGAUUAAUCGCCUUGAAUAGAAAGUAACACACCCUUCUAAAUUUUGCAAAAUAUUCUGACCAGUGACCGACCAGUAUAAAAAGAAUAGAACUUUAUCCAGGAGGCAUAUUCUGUUCCUGUAGCUCAUCGGAUCAUCACUAGUUUUUAAAAAAUGGCAUCUCAGAUAAUUGUUUUCGCUGCUUUGCUCGCUGUUGUUAGCGCCGGAUUUUCUCAUCAAUCUGUUAGUCAGCGUGUACCAUCAUCCUACUAUACUGGUGGGCAUUACGCCGUGGAAGAACCCUACAUCCAUAAUGAUGACACAAUCAAGCACCAGCAUGAAGCCCGUCGUUUGGAUAUGACCCAUGGCCAAUACAGACUAGUUGAUCCGGAUGGAAAGCUACGCCUGAUCAACUACCAUGCAGAUCACCGUGCGCACUCUACUGAUCGGCCGCGACCAAGGGUUUUUGUACCCACCCUUCGUUCGUACGAUAGACCAGUCCACGCUUCAAACCUCCACACAGUUGCAGUGGAAACCCCUACCAUUCUUCAUAGCCAAAAUUUGAAACCGCUAGGAGCUCGACUUAUGAAAUCUCACAGCUUUCCAAAGAACGGAGGAUCCUCGAACAGUGUGCCAGUUUCUUAUUCCAGUAUUUCCCAGGUGCUACCGGUUGGAAGCUACGGACAGAAGGAGCUUCGUACAACGAGUCACGCCAGUCAACAUCCAUACUGAAAUGUUAAACGAACGAAAAAUUUAACUGUUGCGCAUCCUUCCGAGCAUUUGUAAAAUAAACUAAU